Messenger RNA from Lutzomyia longipalpis, 2814 nucleotides. It is a transcript of the gene jumu, whose product is annotated as forkhead box protein A2. The record is from RefSeq and is a predicted model, not a curated record. Gene Ontology annotation, molecular function: DNA-binding transcription factor activity, RNA polymerase II-specific; transcription cis-regulatory region binding. The transcript has 3 exons. Gene Ontology annotation, biological process: regulation of transcription by RNA polymerase II. NCBI's taxonomy places the organism in Eukaryota, Metazoa, Arthropoda, Insecta, Diptera, Psychodidae. Bases 299 to 2095 code for a protein of 598 amino acids.
CCAGUUGAGUUUUGUUUGUGGACUGAACUAGUGUGUGUUGCGUGAGUGGAAGAUUUUUCUCAUACAAUUUUUUACCGUUUUUUGCGGGAAAAGCAAGGAAAAUCGUCAAUAUUGAUCAUUUUGGGUGUGAAAAACAAAACAAUACGUCAAGGAAAAGUCACAACUGUCAAGUGAGCGCACGUAGAAGGUUCUCUCGUGCAUUUUCCCGCUGAAAAAUUCCCUCCUGUGUAUUUUUCCAUCCCCGACCGUUUUUUUUUAUUCAUUCUCUCUUCCGUAACCGCCAUUUGUGGAGGGCGAAAUGUGUGAAUUAUUCGAUGAUAUGAGCUCAGGAUUUCACGAUGUUUUCCUCAAUAAAUUUUCGGAUCCCGGACCUAUAAUGGAUUUCUAUAUAUCAGAUUCAAUGCAAGACAUGCUGGACAUUGAUAUAAGAUCAGAAGUUGCCACAGUAGUUGGUGGUGCGAGUGAAUUCUCAUCAUUAAUCAACUACGAUCUCCCAUCAUUGGAUCUCGAUUCAAAUUCAAAUGACGGAGAAAUCUCCUGGCUUGGGGGACCCAAAUGGUCAGCUGGGAAUGACAUCUACGCAGACGUUGGGGCGUGCGUCAAUCCGAAUUCUGUGAUGCCCGUAAUUUCGUCGUCGGUAUUCACAGCAUCACCGCGUAAUCAGCUGAAUCUCAAUACAAAUGUCAAUUUAGCCCAUGGUGGGUGCUCACCGGCGAGUCCGAAGGAGAAGAAGAGUCACUUGACGUUCUCACCGAAUCCCAUUAAGAUCCCCAUGGUGAAGGAUACGACGCACACAACAACGGUGAAUGGGAUGAAGGUUAGUACGUUGAAUAAUUCACGUAUUGAGGCGAUAAAGAGGGAUUUGAGUGAUGAUCUCAAGGUAAAUGAGAAGCCCAAUGGGAAGCACCACCAUCAAAUGGGUGGGAUGCCACAGAUAACGACAAGCACAACAAAUGGGGGGAUCCUGAAGAAGAUGAGCGGCAAUACGAUUGAGUUGGCAGUGGGUAUUGGGGGAUUGACCUUUGCCAAUAACAAUACGGGCAGCAUUGCUAAAUUGAAGCAGAAUGGCACAAUAAAAUCCUCCCUGACCAAUGGCAAUAUAAUUGUACAUAAGCGCGAGCGCGAAUCUAGUCCGCAUCACCAUUCAAAUGGUAUCAGUCAUCACAUUGGUAAUGGCAUCAAUGGGGGCCAUGGGAAGUUGCUGCAGAAGAGUAUUGUGAUGACAUCAAAUGGCCACACACGGCACACGCUGGCCAAUGGGACAAAUCUCAUUGCAACAUCAGCUCCGGGGCAGACGAAGAUUAAGAUUAAGGCAGCCGGGAUGGAAUUCCCGAAGCCAGCUUACUCCUAUUCCUGCCUCAUUGCCAUGGCACUCAAGAAUUCCCGCAGUGGCAGCCUGCCCGUGUCGGAGAUCUACAGCUUCAUGUGUGAGCAUUUCCCAUACUUUAAGACCGCUCCCAAUGGGUGGAAGAACAGUGUGAGGCACAAUUUGUCCCUCAAUAAGUGCUUCGAGAAGAUUGAGAAGCCCACGACAAAUGGGGGGCAGCGCAAGGGAUGCCUAUGGGCAAUGAAUCCGUCGAAGAUCAGCAAAAUGGAUGAAGAGGUGCAAAAAUGGUCACGAAAGGAUCCCCUUGCUAUUCGCAAGGCAAUGGUGUUCCCGGAGAAUCUCGAGGCACUGGAGAGGGGUGAAAUGAAGCACGGGCACAGUGGGGAUAGUGACAUUGAGAAUGAGGGGCAUUCGGAAUCAGAGGGCAACAGUGAUUCCGAAGCAGAGGCAGAGGAGAGUGAGAUUAUGGAUACCCCAGAAUCCUGUGAUGAUGACGUCGAAGGGGAUUUUGACGUUGAGGUUGCUGAUUUGUACGAUGAGAUCGACAUUGAGGACUCAAAGGAGCUCCUGUCGCUCAAUCAUAGCUUUGUGGAUGACAAUGGGGAUGUCCUUCCGCUGCCAAAGCGAGCACGAUUGGAUGUUAACUAUUCCAUCACACCUGCCACGCCAAAUUCUUUUGGGCUCUCGCAAAAUCAACACCUCAGUACGUCCACACCGCAACCGUCUCACAAUCGUCGAAAGAUGCAGCUUGUUAACCGAAUAGCCUAGGCUGGAUCCAAAAAAAAAUGGAAGAAUUAAAAAAGAGGGGGGUUAACCAUUGCUGGUCACUCCCCAAAAGGCAACCAAAUGUGAAUAUUGAACCACCCACGCGAGAGUAUGAAGGAAGUUGUCUCUUAUAUAGUAAUUCUCUACCCCCUCUCUAUGGAAAAUAAGUGUGUGAAUGUGUUUCUAUAUUAAAAAAAACAUGGUAAGUUUCCUCUUGAAAUUUCCGGAUUGUGAUGUGAGGGAGAAUUUUCUUUUUUUUUCUCAGAAAAAUGGGGAAAUAUAAAAAAAAAAGAAAAUGCAUUGUAAAUUGCAAAAACCGGAAUGCGUGAAUGUCCUUAAAAAAUGGGAUUUUUUCUACCUUUAUUUGUUUCUAAAAUGAAGGAAAAAAAAUCUCAAAAUCACAGCUGGAAGACUCGUUUGAAGUCAGGUCCAAAAAAAAGAAGAAAAUUGUAAUAAUUUUGAAAUCUCUGUGACAUUUUAAAAGAAAAAAAAAGAAUGAACGUGAAGUCUUCAAGUGUUGAAAAAAGAGAGAAAAGAGUUUGAAAGAAAAUUCCAAGCAGAGUAAAAAAAAAGUUGUAGCUUUUAAUAAAAAAAAAUUCUUUACGCUUUUUUUUUAAUAAUAAUUAUUAUACCUAUUAUAUAUUAUGUAUCUCUUUUUGUAAAUAAUUUUCCUUUCACACCCCAUUCUCCCAAAUAAAAUAAAAAAGAGAGAGAAAUUGCAA